GCUCUCGCGGAGUUACAAACUGGAUGGAGCCGAUUGAAGUAGGCUAGAUACUUUAGUUAUAAUAAGUGGAUUUUGACAGCGGAUCUCUGGCUUCAGUCUGACGACGUUUCCUACUGGAUCUUAUAGCUUGCCCACUGGGGAAAAUAAACCUUUAUCUGCAAGAAACAUAGCUGGCAUGCGCUAAUAUGGAAACCAAACCAUUCUUGUCUCUAGGGCUCCUGAAAAACCCCUGCUCAGUAGCGCCGCCGUGUUUGCGGAGCCGGCCGGGCGACACUGGCAGUUCGCCCAAUGGCUGCUCCGGCUUCAUGGGUACAUACCCACUACAACAGCGCAGGAUAUCCACAGACUCCCCUGGUCAGCUCUUGUCGUCUCCUCUGAGCUCCUCCACGGGUCACCGAGGCAUCAGUAACCAUCCUCUCCACCCGCCCCUGCUCAGCCCGUCCGCCAUGAACUCCAGCCCGGGUCAGCUGCACUCUCCCAUCAGCACCCUCAGCUCGCCCAUCAACGGCCUGCCCUCGCCGUUCCCCAUCAUCAACUCACCCAUGGGCCACCCCUCCAUGAGUGGCCUGGCCUCCACUAGCAUGACCUUCAGACCCAGCCUGAGCCCACAGCUCAGUUCACCCAUGAAUGCAGUCAGUAGUUCGGAGGACAUUAAACCCCCUCUGGGUCUGAACGGGGCGAUGAAGGUCCCAGCACAGCCCACAGACACAUUCCUCUCCCUCACUAAACACAUCUGUGCCAUUUGUGGAGACCGUUCAUCAGGUAAACACUACGGGGUGUACAGCUGUGAGGGCUGUAAGGGCUUCUUCAAGAGAACGGUGAGAAAGGAUUUGACGUACACUUGCCGAGACAACAAGGACUGUAUAAUUGACAAACGCCAACGCAACCGCUGCCAGUACUGCCGUUAUCAGAAGUGCUUAGCCAUGGGAAUGAAGAGAGAAGCCGUUCAGGAGGAGCGACAGCGGGCGAAGGAGCGGAGCGAGGCUGAGUUCGGCAGCUGUGCCAACGAGGACAUGCCCGUGGAGAAGAUUCUGGAAGCCGAACUGGCAGUGGAACCAAAGACGGAGACCUACGUGGAGGCCAACCUGAGUGCGCCUGCCAAUUCUCCUAACGACCCUGUAACAAACAUCUGCCAAGCAGCUGACAAGCAACUCUUUACCUUAGUGGAGUGGGCCAAGCGGAUACCUCACUUUUCUGAUCUCCCGCUGGACGAUCAAGUCAUCCUCCUGAGAGCAGGGUGGAAUGAACUCCUGAUCGCCUCUUUUUCACAUCGUUCUAUAGCUGUGAAAGAUGGGAUAUUAUUAGCCACAGGCCUUCACGUCCAUAGAGAGAGUGCACACACUGCCGGUGUGGGAGCCAUCUUUGACAGAGUGCUGACGGAGCUUGUGUCGAAGAUGAGAGACAUGCAAAUGGACAAGACUGAACUUGGAUGCCUGCGGGCCAUUGUUCUGUUCAAUCCAGAUUCAAAAGGACUGUCUAAUCCAUCAGAGGUGGAGGCAUUAAGGGAAAGAGUGUAUGCAUCUCUAGAGGCCUACUGUAAGCACAAAUAUCCCGAUCAGCCUGGAAGAUUUGCCAAGCUGUUACUGCGUCUGCCUGCCCUGCGCUCCAUCGGCUUGAAGUGUCUUGAACAUCUCUUCUUUUUCAAGUUAAUCGGAGACACACCCAUCGACACUUUCCUAAUGGAAAUGCUCGAAGCGCCACACCAAAUGACAUAAGGGAAUGAUUUCUUUUCAUCUCCGCCCCUCUGACAGAGGGUGCAGCUCAUGUACAGGACACUACAGGAGGCCACAGGACACAUCUCUGAUCUCACAGGAGAAGACUGAACUCAGAGUAAUUCAUCAGAAACAUUGCGCAAUCCACAAAAUACUGUGUAACUGUUCAUUACAGAAUAGCACGCAGGAUGGAUUAAGUGAGGUUUUUCCUGGUUUGCAUGCACGUUCGGGAAGUCUCACGGAGUUCUGGAGUUUUUGGUUUCUCAUUUCUUCUGCCUUACAGAGGUCUACCUCUGCUUUUGUACACAGCCAAACCGCCUCAUCUCUAAACUCACAAUCAUUUUGCUGUGAAUUUUCAGAUUUCAUGAGAGGAAACAAAAUACCUUGGAUGCACUUCUUCAUGCAGCUGUCCUUAAAAAACACAUUACUGUAUCUGCCAUUGGAACAGUGAACAGGACCACAGUAACUAUUAUUUUUCCCCCAGGCACUUAGAAAUUCUUUAAGAGGUAUUGCCAUACGUCGGGAUUCUUAAAGUCCAUCUUCAUGAGGAAGAAACUGCACGCAGGUUGGCUUCAAGUCCUUUUCUUUUUGGAAGAUAUAUGGGCCUAUGAAUAACAGAAUGGUCUAAAAAGAAUGAAAAGCAGGUGUACUCCUGGCUGAACUCACGCUGAUGAAAAUACGAUUCAUUGUUAGAAUUGUGUAAAAAAAAUUAUUGGAGAUAUUUCAUGAUGUUUUGCCUCUAUAAUUCAACAUAAAUAUGUAUUAAGUAUUUCCAAAGAGUUUCAAUAAUGUUAUAUAUAUAUAUAUAUAUAUCAUCUGAUAAUUCCCAGCAAGUGGUUGUUUGUGAUUUGAAAGUAUGCAAUGAGUUAAAGGAAUCCAGAUGAUAGUCUGGCCUCAGGGAAUUGCGAGGUUUGGAAAGUGCCAUGCCUGUCCCCUAUUGGAAAAGUUGUGACAUUGCAGCUGUACUCAUUUGCUAUUACAUGAAGUUUAACAGUUGGGUUUUUAAAGAAUGCUUGGCAAACAUUGCAACAUAACAAUUUCUAAGCCUCAGGUUGAUUCAAAUGCGAUUUUUUUGGUUCUGUUGUGCAGUCUUAUCUGUGUAAUAAGGAAGAAACUGUAAUAAUGAUCGAUUUCGUAACAUUUGUAUUGAUGCAUCAAACCUCAAUUGCAGAUUGAGCCAAUCUGAACCAGUGUUUUCAUGAUGACGAUGAAUUUUAAUAACUAUUAUUGGAAUUCGGGAGGUAUUUGAGCUGCGUAGCAGUUGUCAUUAGCAGACAUAGUGCAAAAGACCUACUGAUUUAGACCACACAUUCUGCCGAAUGAUAACGCCAGGCCUCACAGCAACAUGAGUAUUCAGCCUAAGAUACACAUAAACAGCAUAUACUGUCUAUGUGAUUGAUAUACACAACCUGAAGUUCUAGUGGUCAUGUUUUUAAGCUUCGACCAGGGGGAAAUUUGAAUCGGUGUCAUGGAAGACCAGUGGACUCAUUGUACAUCUUUGGCCUUUCAUUACUCCAAAACCAGCAUAUUUAGAAUGUGCAGACAAGAACUAAAGACACUUUUGCUGAGGUAUAGACAAAACACAGACAUUGUAAGCGCUCUUGGAUUCGCACUGUGUCAAAAAGGGUUUGUUAAACCAUCAGGAGCCGGGCACAUUUGAUCUGAUAUCAGCUACAAUCCUGAUGUGCCGCUAUCAGACAUCUGUAUUUCCCUGCGAGACACCAAUCCAUCACAGGACAUGUCAGCAAAACAUGAAAGAGAUGCAUUUUAAGAGAAUGAUCUAUUUUUGUACAAAGUGUAAUUUUUUUUCUCUACGUCAUUAUUUAGUCUGUUCUAUAUUGUACACAUUGUUGGUGUAAAUAUUCAUUUUUAAGUGGAGCCGUGCCCUCAAACCUGGACUGAGUGAAAGGUUUAUGUGCAAAGGCUUCUCUGUUCCUCUGCCAUUGGUUUUCAUGGUACCCUCACCUGAGAGCUGAGGACAGCUCACAGUUGGUUUUUUUACCAGACAAAUGGAGGGUGUAUUGUGUAUUGUCCUAUAUUAUGUCUGUUCAAAGGACUAUUAAAUUUCAGAUUGUAAAAAA
Molecule: messenger RNA, 3793 nt
Organism: Sinocyclocheilus rhinocerous
Lineage: Eukaryota; Metazoa; Chordata; Actinopteri; Cypriniformes; Cyprinidae
Product: retinoic acid receptor RXR-alpha-B-like
Exons: 11
Coding region: 186-1715 (509 amino acids)
Biological process (GO): regulation of DNA-templated transcription
Cellular component (GO): nucleus
Molecular function (GO): zinc ion binding; sequence-specific DNA binding; nuclear steroid receptor activity
Source: RefSeq, a predicted model, not a curated record